Molecule: messenger RNA, 817 nt
Organism: Hemibagrus wyckioides
Lineage: Eukaryota; Metazoa; Chordata; Actinopteri; Siluriformes; Bagridae
Exons: 5
Coding region: 12-728 (238 amino acids)
Source: RefSeq, a predicted model, not a curated record
AAAGACAGUAGAUGAUGAGGGUUCUCUCUGUAACCUGUCUCCUGCUCUGUGUCUCUGUACACACGGCUCACAGCGCCGUCUUGAAUCAGAGUCUCACAGAGGGGAAUAACACGUUUCUCUACUGUGAAAAUGAUGGUAAAGUGAUUUGGGAUAAAGGUGUUGAUGAAGGGAGAAGCUCCAUCCUCACUGCUGAACAUGGAGACAUCACUGUUAAACACAGACCUGAUCCAGAUCACAGAUACAGUGUGUUAAGUGAUUUAUCACUGCUGAUAAAGAGAGUGUCUCCCUCAGACUCGGGGAUUUACUUCUGUAACACUGUUCCUGUGGUCAAUCUGACGGUCACUCCGUUAAAAGAGAGAGUAGGAGAGGAGAACCAGUCCACACAGAAGAACCAGUCCACACAGAAGAACCAGUCCACACAGAAGAACCAGUCCACACAGAAGAACCAGUCCACACAGACGACUACAGCAAGAGUGACCAGCACCAGAGUGACUCAGAGUGAACAUGGAGCUUCUCCAAACACCAUUCUCAUGACCAGUGUAGAAGAUGAUGAAGGAUCUUCAGGUAUCAGGACUACAGACUCGACGGUCAUGAAUCAGGAGACCGGACAAACAUCACCGACUCAGACACACACAACAAAGGCAAUGGAAACGAAAUCAGGGAAAAACCAGACAGGUGACCAGAUGAUCCCAAAAAAAGAGGUUUAUUGUCUGGCUUCACACCCAUGAUCACACAUUAAAACACACACACACACACACACAUUAAUCUCACACAUUAAUGUCCAACAGUAUCAUUAAAAAAGCAAAAAAAAACAUAU